Molecule: messenger RNA, 2574 nt
Organism: Triplophysa rosa
Lineage: Eukaryota; Metazoa; Chordata; Actinopteri; Cypriniformes; Nemacheilidae
Gene: gpat4
Product: glycerol-3-phosphate acyltransferase 4
Exons: 13
Coding region: 529-1890 (453 amino acids)
Biological process (GO): triglyceride biosynthetic process
Cellular component (GO): endoplasmic reticulum
Molecular function (GO): glycerol-3-phosphate O-acyltransferase activity
Source: RefSeq, a predicted model, not a curated record
GCGGAAAUCUCUCAAGCGGUGCCUCGCGCAGCUUCUAAACUUGUUGCACAACAACAACAGCUGCUGUUCACGAUCCUUACAUUUCAACAAGCACGUUAUGGAAAAAUAUGUUUUUGCAUUUCAUCGUCGCCGUCGAACAGUGGAUAUAUCAGAGAUGGACCAUGUUCAGUCGUAUCAUAUAAGCGAUUGAUGCUCAAACAAUUUCAUCAGAAGAGCCAGUGGAAACGAAACAAAUUGGAUAUUAAUACACAUUCUUACAUAACAUACUCCCAACUUCCAGACCAAAACACAUUUUUCCGAUUCCCCAUCAUGUCUUGUUGACAUAUGGACAACCUCUUCAGAGAGUUUGACCUGAUGCCUCUUUUCACAUCGUUUCAACCAUAAAUGUUUCGUUUUCAUGUGCCCAUGAAGGCGUUGUUUCAGCGUAGGCUUCUGAAGUUGAGGCUCUGUAGAGUCCUGCUGUCUGUAUUUAGGUAGUCGUUGUUUGGAUUCCCACGUCCCGUCCCAGCCAGCAACAUCUCGGCCGAGAUGGAGUCCUACCUCUUCCCGUUCGACAGCCUGAUCUGUAUGCUCCUGGGCAUCUCCUUCACGGUGUGGUGUACUCUACUGUUGGUCUUCAUCAUCGUACCCGCCAUCCUGGGGGUUUCCUUCGGCAUCCGCAGACUGUACAUGAAGUCACUCCUGAAGCUUUUUGAGUGGGCCACCUUAAGGAUGGAGAGAGGAGCGAAAGAGAAGAACCAGCAUCUCUACAAACCCAACAGCAAUGGCAUCAUCGCUAAAGAGCCGGCGUCCCUCGAACAGGAGAUCCAGGAAUUGAGACGCAGCGGUGGAGGCUCGGAGCCCGAGUUUGACAUGUCUGACAUCUUCUAUUUUUGCCGAAAAGGCGUGGAGAGCAUCGUGGACGAUGAAGUGACCAAACGCUUUUCAGCGGAGGAGCUGGAGUCCUGGAACCUGCUGACCCGCAGCAACUACAACUCGCAGCACAUCAGCACCAGACUCACGGUGCUCUGGGGGGCGGGAGUGCUCAUUCGCUACGGGUUUCUACUGCCACUCAGGGUCACGCUUGCUUUCACCGGCGUCGGUCUUCUUGUGGUUCUGACAUCAAUCAUUGGCCUGUUACCAAACGGAAGGACGAAGAAUUAUCUCAGCGAAAAGGUUCAUCUGAUGUGUUACCGCAUAUGUGUUCGAGCCCUCACCGCCAUCAUCACCUACCACGACAGUGAGAAUAAACCUAAAAAUGGAGGAAUCUGUGUGGCCAAUCACACGUCUCCCAUCGACGUCAUCAUUCUGGCCAGCGACGGAUGCUAUGCUAUGGUGGGUCAGGUCCAUGGUGGUCUGAUGGGGGUCAUUCAGAAGGCAAUGGUGAAGGCAUGUCCUCACAUUUGGUUCGAGAGGUCUGAAGUCAAGGACCGACACCUAGUGGCCAAACGGUUGAGUGACCACGUUGCUGACGAAAGCAAGCUCCCCAUCCUCAUAUUCCCAGAGGGAACCUGCAUUAACAACACCUCAGUCAUGAUGUUUAAAAAGGGAAGCUUUGAGAUCGGCUGUACAGUUUACCCCGUGGCUAUAAAGUAUGACCCUCGUUUUGGUGAUGCGUUCUGGAACAGCAGUACGUUUGGCAUGGUAAACUACCUUCUUCAUAUGAUGAGCAGCUGGGCCAUCGUGUGCAGCGUCUGGUACCUUCCACCCAUGAGCCGCAUGGAAGGUGAGGACGCUGUGCAGUUUGCCAACAGGGUGAAAGCCGCUAUUGCUAGAAAGGGAGGCCUGGCAGACUUGUUAUGGGAUGGAGGUCUGAAACGAGGAAAAGUCAAAGAAGUUUUCAAAGAGGAGCAGCAGAAACUUUACAGCAAGGUUUUAGUGGGCAGCGGCGAAGAUCGCAGCCGCUCCUGAGGGGACCCAUCCGCCCGCCUGACUUUAAACACGGCGAGAGCCUGAAACCUCUGCAGUACGGCCCUAGACUGGCUCCUUCCUGAACCCGCUGGAACAGAACUGUAGAACCAUGAGCUGGUGGGACAAGCGUGUUGCCAGAUCCUCGGCUCACCACUGCGCCUCAGGAGCUUUUUGCAUUAUUGCACGAUCAUCUCAGUGGCGUUUAAAUCUCGGACUGAUUUCAGUUUGGAGUGAGAGUUACACACGAGGUUCUAGAGAAUAUUCCCUUUUGGUUUUCUUUCUCGUCUGUGACCGUUUGGAAUAUUUGUGCUCUGUUACUGUAAAGCAUGAUGUCUCAGGAGAAGAGAAAGAGUUUGAAGUGAUAUAUUUAAGCUUGUAAAAAAAUGAAAGAGGGGAGGAGUGGAUUUUUAGUGUUGGUAGUCAGAAGAAUCAUCUGUUAAGUGUUUAGCUUCUCAGCGUUCAUCUCCUCCCAUUUUUGAAUAAACCAUCAUUGUUCUUUUAAAUUUUGUUUAUGUCAAUGCUGACCUUUGGAUUUAUGGCCAGUCUUUUCUGUUAUUAAUCUCUGUGUUACUGGAGUCUAAUGGUCAAAAGACUGGAUUAUUACAUGGAAUCUCAGAACAAAAUCAGGACAACCAGAUAUCACCUGUCUUCUUACUCGUGGUAAAUUAAAAAGAAAAUCCACAA